AUGCUGUCUCCCCCUUCCGCAACCAUUGGUCCGGUCUACAACACCUCGGCCACCUAUCGCGCACCCCUCCACAAGAUCAACAGCAAUGUCAGCACUGGCGACGAUGGCUCAGGCACUCACACGACCCAGAAAAAGGAGAAGGAGACACGAGAGCCGGAUGUCGCUUCGGCGCUGGCCCUCAAUGGGAUGCUCCCAACCAGCCAAGCUGCCCUCGCUGCCAUCCCGAGCCAGCCGAGUACUUCAGCACUCUACGUGCACAUACAAGAGAUGACGCACAAAAGAGUCGCGACGCUGGACUAUCUACGCAGAGCGCAUGAAGGCCGAUCGUUCUGGUUCAACACGGUUCAGUUCACUGAGGCGGAUAUUGCCAAACUACCAUCAUACACGCCCAACCGAAUGUCGCGACGAGCUGUCAACUAUAUGUUAUUGGGAAUGUCUCUGCCGAUGGUUUUGGAUUUCCAUCCGCCUCAGUCCCAAAGUCAGACCAGCGCGACAAGCAGCGCAGCAGUUGCGCAAGACUAUUUGAAGAAUCUGAAUACACUGUUGACCGAGUUUGAAUCUUUCCAACAACUCCAUCCGCCUGAUGGUAGUUCGGCGAGUUCAUUAAGUCGAGCACGAAUACCUCAGAUGUUUAAAAGAGCAGCUACGACUUCACGGCCGCGAAAAUCGAGUGGUCCAGUCACAGAUAUCGGCCUUCCUAUGCUGCCGGCCACAUCCCCACCCUCAACGCUGCCGGAGCUGGGUCACCAUGCUUCACAGCCAUCGAUAGACACGACAGCCAGCAUGGCUACCUUUGCGUCGGCGGCAACUACACUUGUCAAUCCUUCGCCUUUGACUCCCAUGUCGACGAUCAAUUUCCCUAGCGCAACAUCAUUUCCUCCGCCGGCGCCAUUCGACGCUCCAAACUCGACGCUGUUACCGAACGAAGGACCAUAUACUCACCUGCAAACUCCGCCUCUUCCAUUCACACCCGACUUCUUUACCGUCUUUGCUACGUUAUGUGACGUCCUCAUCGACACCUAUCAGCGGCUACUGCAAAUCUUGACGGGGCCGCCCGCGUGCACACCGGCCGUCAACGACCUGUUCUCCAAAGUUGACGCGCGGAUCCGCAAAGUCAUGGUUUCGGCAGUUAUACGUGAGUUCGAGCAGACGUCCCGGGAAACGGCCAAGAGGGAGAUGAUGGGCUUGCAGAAGGUCGUCCUGGGUGGACUGAUUGCAUGA
Molecule: messenger RNA, 1221 nt
Organism: Cladophialophora yegresii CBS 114405
Lineage: Eukaryota; Fungi; Ascomycota; Eurotiomycetes; Chaetothyriales; Herpotrichiellaceae
Exons: 1
Coding region: 1-1221 (406 amino acids)
Source: RefSeq, a predicted model, not a curated record